AUGCAAGCAGCCAAGUUGAAGGAAAAGAAGGCCCUCGUGGAUCAGUUUGUCAAUUAUGCGAUUGGCAAAUUCGAAGAAGGAGACUACGAAAACGCAAAGAGGGUCUUGCUCAACCUUGAGCACGAAACGAAUCCGACUCCCAAGCUAAGAUAUAUUCGCGGUAAAUUUGCUCUGCAUGAUGGACGGUUUCAAGAUGCAGUUCGGUGCUUCAACGAGGCUCUUUCAGACACAGACGAUACUCUCAAUAGAAAUAUCAUCAAGAAAGUGUUUCAAAUGAAGCCAAACCAGGCUUUGGGCGAACUGAUGGUCAAAAUCGUGGCGCAGCGUGGAAAAAACUUGGCUCAGAUUGGGGAAAUCUUCAGAAAGGAGUUUAUGAUAAAAACGAUCAUCUACUUGAAAUCUGCUGGACGAAAGAAAGAAGCUGUAGAAUUUUUAAUGGACACUAAGCAUGGACCCUCCGUUAUCACCGACGAUUUCACGACAAGACUCGCUGCUGAGGUAACGGUCACUGCUGACGAAAAAAUUGUGGAACUUCUGAAAGAAAAAUCAAAAUUUCUCGUCGGCGUUUAUCGUCUUGCCACAUUCAAGCGCGAUCCAAGACGUUUCGAAGCCUAUCUCAAGAAAGAGCUUUCUCGACCGCGCGGUGAAAACUGUCCUCAACUCAUCCUCGAGAUAAUCCACCACUUUAUUUCGUCCGGUCAACUAGCUCAAGCAGAGAGCGCUCUGAAACAAAUUGAGAAGGAAAUCAUGCCAACGGAGACUGAACUCUACAACGAAAUGAUUUGCCUUCAAGUUUGUGCCAGAGCAGCUGCGAUCAAGAAGAAAUACGCCCAGCAAUACACGAAAAAGUCGGUGGAUGAGAGAAUCAAGAACAUAAUCCGAAUCACGAGCGUCCUUGAAGUUGCGACCACGAAGCGAUUAAUUCGAAUCGCUGCCUCCAUGCUUUGGAACCAGCUUCUUCCCCUCUUGGAGCCACAGUUGAAAUUGAACGAGCUCGACAAAUACGUCAUUGGCGCACUUAACAUGAUUGUCAGUCACGAUCCGAUGAAUGAAAAUGCAUACAAGUGUUGCCGCGAACUGAGUCGACUUGCGCUUAGCAAAGAAAAUCUUACUGCAGCUUCAAGGCAUCUGAUCCACGCCGUCAGCCUUUGCAACGAUGAAGUCAUGAAACAGAAGAUGCAUCAAGAAGCGCGAAUGAUAUCUGCUGCUGUGAAUCCUUACAAUCGUCCUGAAAAUCAGCUCGAACAGGCAGGCAAGCUCGUCCAAGAAGCAAGUAUCGCACCGGUGAACAAAAUCAACCCUAUCUUGGUGCAGACAGGGCGUCUGUUGUCCUCGCAAUUUAUGGAACGUUACAAUGGCCAGAAAAAGCUUCAGCCAUUUGUUGUCGACGAAGAAGUUGACUACUUUGCUGCCCUGGAACUUAUUCCUACAACUGUAAAAUACGAUGAUGAGCUAACUGUCGCUGAAAUCUGGUUCAAAGCGAUGAAGAUUGCCAGAAAAUACAAUCGCUGGCAUAUGCUCCGCACUAUGGGCCGUCAGAUCGCCUUUUUCCGCGAGGGGCUACGCCGCGCUGACGAAGCUGACUUGGAGGACGUAGAACUGCAGUCUACGCGCUCUGGAAUUCUCAGCCAGGCAGGAAGCAUCCGCCCAUCGGCGGGUGUGGCAGGGAAGAAAACUUCCCUGAAGCCGGAAACAUCUAAGAUGUUGAACCGGCAGGCACUUUCUUCGGCAAAGAUUAGCGUCACUGCCGAAGAGACAGAAGCACCGUACAGCGAGUCGGAACUUGCCAUUGGCAGAAUUUGCUGUGAAUCGAUGCUUCUGGAAGCUGAAGCUUGGGUCCAACUCCUGCGAUCAGAAGGAUCAGACAUCUUCGCACCGAAUCCAGCUCACGAAGAUCCGGAAAUCCAGGAGAUACAGCUGAACAUCUCAGACUUCAUCUGCUCUCUAAUGACGGACUGCUUGGAUUUGGCAUCAGAGCUCAACUACACUUACAUGGUGCAUAACGCUGCCGUCUACCUCUGGAACUACGCGCAGAAACUUCGAGUCACCGGCCAGUUGAAACACAUUCAGAAAAUGCUGAUGCCCAUUUAUACGAUCUUUUUGAAACAACCGUCAUUGGAGCCGAAUCUCUUGGUCAGAACAGCGACAGUCCUUUCGUUGAGCCAACCGCCUUCUUCAGUUAAUGCGCCACCUCUGAGCACAAACAACUCGCUCGGCGAAGUCAGUAAUGAUAGUCGCGCUUCGAAAGCAUCGAAAUCAAGAAAAACAAAAGUGGAGAAACAAGCAUCUGACUCUCCACUCGCAAUUCGUCUGGCUCAGUUGCAAGAAUGCUUGCAAAUUAGCGAGAAAGCGAUCGAAGCGACACGGCAAUUCACGCUUGACGCGAAAUCACUGCUAGAACUGGCGCGAAAUUGGCUCAAGUUGCGGUUGGAAAUUUCUGAAAUCAACAAGGAGCAGAUAAACUCGUCGACGCUCAAGAUUGGUUCGCUGCCCAGCUUGAAGCAAGAAAACCUGCUGGUUUAUGUCUGGCUCAACUUGGAUCUUCAUUACAAUUCGCAGAGCUCUGCUGCGAUAAGUCUUGCUGAUCUAGCCGAGCUGAUCGACAAAACAAGAAAUGAAGAACUUCAAUUAACUGGACAUGUUCCCUUCAUCAUAAUGGCUUAUCGCUUCCUCGCGACGAUGUGUUUGAGUGGUGCACAAGAACUUAUUCCAUUGGCAAGACAAUCCUGCGAAGCGAGCCUGGACUUAUUUUCGAAGCUGACCGGCAGUGAUCGAGAAACAUGCAGCAGAGAAGUUGCAUUCUGCCAUCUACUGCUUGGACAAGUAAUCGAAAAUGAAGAAGGCGAUCUAGAGCAGAUUCAGCGCGAAUUCGUCCUCGCCGCUGAACUAUCGGAAGAUUUAGCCUUGGCGGCAGCGAAUUUGUGGUGGAAUGCAAGUCGGCGUUUGGCAAAUGAGAUCAAGGGCCGUGCGAUGCUAGCGAAACAAGCGAAACAGCUCAUCGCAGCGAUUUCAAAACGACCAAGAGAUAAAGGCAACGCAGAAGUUAGAGCUCGGCUGUACUGGAUCGUCGUCAAGAGCUACAUGGAUAUUGAAAACUACAGCGCCGCUCUGAGAGAACUAGACACGGUUCUGCAGUCAAUGCCGAAGAUUCAACAGCGACAAGUGCUUCAUCUUACAAGACUCGAGUGCAAGGCUCAACUUGAUAUGGACCCAACGCAUGAUAUCAACAGAAUCGGAGGUGACGAAGACGAGUUCAUUUCCGCCAACUGGCGGCACUACUCUCAGUCGCAGAUCAAGCUCAGCAAAGAAAUUCAAGCACUUUCCAGUCUGAAUAACGCAAUUAAACAUGCCCGCACGAUGCGUGUGGAAUCGCACAUUGCCGAGUUGCUACUCGAGCGAGCGACGAUUGAAGAGCGAAACGAGAGAUACGUCGAAUCAUUCAAGACCUUGACACAGGCCAAGGGCAGCGCUGAAAUCAACAUUCGGGCACUUGCCGCGAUGUGCAAGCUGAGCCAGUUCAAAACUGUCAAUUCGGAAAUGGAGAAGCAAAAUUUAAGCCAAAGGAAGAUCCUCGACCUUGUCAAAGAUUCCAUUCAAGAGUUGCUUACGGACGUACAACGCGAAAUCGUCAUACCAGAACCUGCACCGUCAUUAACGCAGAAUAAAAAGAAAGGCAAGAAAGAUGAUGCGACACCGCCUCCGAAAAGUCCUCAGUUUGAACUCAUUAAGCAGGUGGAGCUCGAGGAGAUUUCAAAUGUUCGAACAUUCUGCACUGCGCUUUACUUUUUGUACACGAAAAACGUGGAAAAUGGAAUGCUCAGCGAUGCUGAAGACUGCGCAGUUUUGCUUGGAACUCUCGCAGAAAUGAAGAACGAGUACACUUGGACGACCAUCAGCGUGCUCAUGUCGCUCUCGCUCGGGGUUCAAGGCAACCAAGAGCGCAAGAUCGAGCUGGAAAAACGUCUUAUCGAGCGCGUGCCCAUCCCAGUUAACGAAACUGUAGAAGAGAACAUCCCUCUUGACUCGUGGCUUAUCUCAGCUGAACUUAUGCUCAAAUGUGGCUUCAUGGAUUCUGCGCUCAACAUUUGCGACAGCGGCUUGUGCAUCUGUGCCAGUAGGGCGAGAAACGAUGGCUUCGAAUCGCGAUUUUACCAAUUACGUGGGGCGAUCAUGCUCAAGCUUUACGAAAACAAGCACAGAAUAUCAGACGCACUUUACUGUCUCGAAAAAGCGCUGAAAACAUCCUCAAAGGUUCCGAUCGCAUUUUGGCCGAAACAAUGUGAGCUUAUGGUCGCCGCGAUUAUGGGUUCCGGUCAAACUCGUCCCGAACAGAAAGCAGAAAGUCUAUUCGAGCAGUUCCGCAUGAAGCUACGAGAGCAGCAAAGCCAAGGGUAUCUGAUCGACACUCAUCUUGCCGAAAUUGCAUUUCACGAGGCGAUGUUCUUGUCUGCAGUUCCGAGCUCAUGCAAUUCACGAAUUCGCGAAAUCAUCGACUUGCUCAAAUAUGUUGAAACAAUUUGGACCGGCGAAAAAUAUGGCACCGUCGUUCUUGAGCAUGGAAAUAUCUUCAUAAAGCGCGUCAACGUUCUUUACAUGGUUUCACACCUAUCAAAAGCGAUCAAAAUCUUGGAAACUGCUGAUUCUCGCAACGCCGUCGUCGCUAAUUUACAACUCACGCUUGCUCUUUUACUUGCCAAUGUGGCCAGCUCAGCUUACAGAGAUAAGAUGCAAGAAGCCGCGAAUUUCGAAGGACUAUCCGAUGUCGAAAAGAGAAUCGAAGAAUACGUCAAAGAGUACAAAAAUUUGGAAGGCUUUGCGCUUGAGUGGAAACAACUGGAACUCGCAAGUUCUCAGGCAGCACUAAACAUUCUUUUCUCAUUAUGCUCAAACGAAGAUGUCAGCAAAAAGUUGCGAGCUCGUGCGUCCCUCUACAUGGCGAAUCUUCCAAGUGACAUUGGCAACGUUGAGUUCAAUCCUUGGUCCGACGAUUUCUGGAUUACGAAUGACAUGUUCGCUAACACGAGAAAGAACUCAGUCUGGAAUCCUUACGAGAUAAACCUGAAGGCAGCUGCUUACGAAGUUGACGACGACGAAGACGGUGAUUUCUCAAUGAUGCGCCCGUCGAUCAUGAACUCGCGUUCCGUAUUUUCUACUUUGAAUGUGAGCCGAACUAAUCUCGGAAAAGCGCAAGAAAGACCUCGCCCUGUGAUGGACGCGCCGAUUGAAGAAGAGUCUGAAACGAACUUGUCAGAAGCGAAUUCCGAAGAUUACGAUGAUGUGCCACGCGCAAUGUCUGAUCCAGUCAAAAUCGAAAGCUUUUGGAAAAAGACCAAGCUCAGCCACAUUUGGCAAGUGGAAACCGCUCAAUAUAUCAUGAAUGCAAGUGCAUUGUGCCCAGAAGAUGUCGAAGUGCAAAUAGAAGCCGGCCAGUCGAUGUUGAAUUCGAUUGGAUCCACCGACGAACAGUUCGCAUUUACUGUCCUCGCUCAACUCCAAGGCGCCCAGACUUCGAAAUUCUGCCAGCGACUGCUUUCUCAAGCUUGCAAUGCUCCUAAUGCUUCUCGUCUUGCGUAUUGCAUUCGACUGCUCUUUUCUCAAAUCUAUGGCGACAGCGACAUGAAUGGAACACUCUGGUCAUCGAUCGACAACUUCCAGUCGUGGAGAAACUCGAAAUUAUUCCAAAUUUCUCCGAUUGAAAAGAUGCCUUAUUCAUGUCUGAUUCUCCAACAUGCCGAUGGAUUUAUCUAUGCUGGUCUCUUCAACGCAAACACUAAAGAUGUUCGAGUCGUUCGAGCAAGGGCGAACUUGGCCGAUCUGAAGAGCCUCCAAGACGAAGUUCAAGAUAUUCGACAGAAUCUUCUCUCCGAUUUUUUGAAGAAAGAAUACAACCAAAAGCCAGAAGAGGAAAAUUCAUCAGACAAACCUGCCGACGCAUCCGCUCCCGCAGAAGAGAAAAAGGCCGAAGAUGAAAAGAAAGACGAUGACGAGGAUGACGAAGAUGAAGAUGAAGAAGUAGAGGUCACCAAUGCACGAGAUAAGCUCAUCAAGUACCUGAAAAACAUCACGGCUCAACUUGAAGGCGACAUGUCCGAGAUUCCACGAGAUCAGCCAUUCAUUCUCAUUGCCGACUUCCAUCUUCUGGACACACCGCUGGAGUUGAUUCCCGAGCUUGCUGAUCGCCCAAUUUCGCGAGACUUCUCUCUUCAAAUCUUCCUCAAUAGACUGGCUCUUCGAGAAGAAAAAGACCAGAAGUCAAAAGCUGCCCCAAAUUCGAACAUGACUUCGCUUGGAAACACGGUUUGUCUUGCAACGCCUGGAAGAUGCGCCGACUCAGUUACGAAAAUGCGACAGAACUGGAAAGAAAAGUCAGGCCUCUCGAUUGGCGAGAUUGAGUCGUUCAUGGCAGCGUCGAAUGGACUCGUUUACUGUGGACGCGAAAGAUUUUUCUCUUCGAUCCCGCCCUCGCGAAUCGCUGCACUCGAUUUGAGCAAUCUCAACACCGUUUUCCUCGUUGAUCGCAGUCCAGAGCCCUCUUCAUUCAUUCAACAGAACAAGUUGGAUCUUGAGCGAGAUCCUGUCGUUAUUCAAGCAGAGAGCUACCUCAACUCCGUUGCCCUGCUUUCGCUUUCUGGAGUCUCUUCUGUCAUCCUCAACCAGUGGAGUUCCGACCAGGAGUCCAACGAAUGGAGACUGAAGGAAAUCGUCAAUGGAAUGAGCUCAGGCACCUCUGCUGUCGAUUGCAUUCUCCACAUUCGAAAUCCAUCUCUGAAGCCGGUCAAAGAAGUCAAGAAGCCGGCAAAGAAGGGCAAGAACAUGCCAAGUCCAGAACCAGAAGGCCCAGCAUUUGAACCGAAUGAGUGUCAAGCUUUCAACACUGUUAUUUACGGAAUUCCUGCUGUUUAUUUUUCAAGCUGA
Messenger RNA from Oikopleura dioica, 6915 nucleotides. Lineage: Eukaryota; Metazoa; Chordata; Appendicularia; Copelata; Oikopleuridae. The record is from the annotation of a GenBank genome assembly.